This is a messenger RNA of Scleropages formosus (Asian bonytongue), 4465 nucleotides long. Its product is annotated as apical junction component 1 homolog. Lineage: Eukaryota; Metazoa; Chordata; Actinopteri; Osteoglossiformes; Osteoglossidae. Gene Ontology annotation, cellular component: apical junction complex; plasma membrane. The transcript has 3 exons. Gene Ontology annotation, biological process: cell-cell junction organization. Bases 524 to 3808 code for a protein of 1094 amino acids. The record is from RefSeq and is a predicted model, not a curated record.
CACACACACACACACCGCUGGGAUCGUCUGCCUUCCUCUACACACACUACUGUUAAGAGGUGUUUCCCCCGAGCGAGUGUUUGGCGCAGACGGACGCGCCGCUGAUGGAGACUACAUGACUGCAUGAGCGCCGGAGGAGGAGGAGGAGGAGGGUCACGCUCACUCUUACACAGCAGCGCCGUGGCAUCCAUUGCGAACAUGGACAGCGGAGCGACAGCACCGGCCGCGCGGACGGAACUUUUUCAGUGAUGGUAUCUUUGAUGACCCCACAAGUGAAGGAUUAUGUCAUGAUGAUGAUGAUGAUGAUGAUGCAUUGGCAAGCUAAUGAUGGAGGAAGUGAUGAUGCAAGAAACAGUGAUGAUGUCACAUGUGGAUGAUGCAAGAGAUGGAGGAAGUGAUGAUGCAAGAAACAAUGAUGAUGUCACAUGUGGAUGAUGCAAGAGAUGGAGUCAUGAUGCAGGAGCAACAGGUAACUUCAACUUUAAAUCAACCUGAGGGGUGAUAUUCAAAGAGUCCUUUUAAAAUGACACGCACAGACCCACCUGACAUACUGGUAUCAACUGCGUAUCAAGACAUCAAAGUGAAGCCCACCUCCACACAGCCGGAGUCCUUCAGUUCUUCUAAACAAUGUGAUUUCCCAAUGACCAGCACACUGGAGCACAAGCAGGAGACGAUCAAUAAAAGGCACUGCCGUAGCUUUGACUUCGAGUCACUGGACGAGCCCAAGCCCUGCGUCCCGCAAGGCAUGGAGUACCCGUACCAGAGGGCUGAGAGGCAGGCGCUGAACCCAGACGUUGCUUGGAAUGCUCUGGGCCAACAGGGCCACCUCCGCUUCUCCUCCCCGGACCUGUUUAACACCAGACUGCCGCCUCAGCAUGCCAGCUUGGACGCAACCGGAGAGGCAGGUAGAUCAGAGCACAAGCAGAGGGUCCGAUCGAAAAGUGCCCCACGGGUGAAGAGUACCUUCACCCCGGUGUCCAUUGAAAUGUCACCACCUGUGGUUAGAAGGGGCAGGGAGGCUCACCGGGCCCGGCGGGAACCGGUGAGGAGGCCCGAGGCAUCUCCCCGUAGGGAAGUCUUGCACGGCACCAGCCGAGCCCUCAUGCAGGAAGUGCAUCCGAUCAAACUGCAGCCGCAGCGGGGGGACUCCAGCCGAUACUCACCCAUGUACGUUGCUGACAGCUUUGAUGAAAACAGGCUAAGCAAACCGGCAACAAGUCCUCAUGUCAAGUGUCGCAUGGACAUCAAGCCAGAUGAGGGGGGCCUGCAGCAUGCAGUUAGGAAGCCCCCUGCUCCACGGGCUGAGGUCCCCUGGCAGCGCUACUCCAGCUCAGGGAGCCGAGGCUUGGCUGUCCCCCGGCAGCCUUCCACCUCCAGGACGCCAACACCCAGUGACUGCUACAGUGGGGAGUACAGACCGACGUACCCCUAUCCAUACGGGAUGCCUAUGUCCUAUGUUCAACCCGUUGAAAUUCCUCUGCAAAGGAUGCCAUCCCCUAGAGAGCAGAGGGAAUACCUCGGGAGAGAGCGCAGGGCUUUUUCAAGUGCAGGCGUGCCAACCAAAUUCUUCUACACUGAUGACUCUGGGAGGUACCCACUCCCAGCUCCUGCUGCCAGGACUUACUAUCAGGAUGAUCGCUAUAGCAUAUCGAGCCAAAGCCAUUCUCCUAAGCUACAGUAUGUGCAGGAUCCAAGGACCCGUAUGGUCCAUACUAUGCCUAUACCUGUCCGCCCAUAUUACGCAGAGAUGGAGCCACGUCCAUACCCGGCAAACGCUGGCUAUCCCAGACCAUAUUCCACAAGUGAACCGGGGCCAUACAUCAUUCAGACUCCACCAAGCAGGACAUACUAUGGUGAGAAUCCAGUGGCUUACCCUGUUCAGGCUGUACCAUCAAAGAUUUUCUACACAAAUGAGCCCUUCAGUCCUUUGCCAGACCAUCACAUCCCUUUGAGAUCAUAUCACACAGAAGGGCGCCAGCGGCCCCGGAUGUCACAGCCCCAUAUUGAUGACUGGUACGGCUCUGAUCUUUCUGGCUGUGCCCCGUACCACUCCCAGUAUACUCCGCCAAGGUUGAGACAGGAACCAGUGCUGACACCCUGGUAUGCCAAUCCCUGCAUGGAGGCACCCAGGCUUGGAGGAGAUUCCAAACCGUACUCAAAGUCAUGGGACAACAUCCUCAAUCCGCAUGUCGAGAGGGAGCAGCCAGUGCACCGUGGUCGGAGCUACGAGAACCUCCUGCACCAAGGCAAACGGGCCUUGUCCCCAGAAGACAGGCGACAGCCAGUAGUGGUGAACCUCUCCAGCUCACCUAGGCGCUAUGCUGCCUUGUCUUUGUCAGAGAACUCUUUAGAGAAAGGUCCAGUCGAUGGAGGUAGAAGCAUGACAGGAAGGCUCUGGUACGUAACCCCUGAGAUCACCAUCACAGACAAUGACCUUCGCCCAAGCAACCGCAAAAAAAAUAAGGUACGCUCUGCCAGCUGGGAUAUGUUGGACUCGGAAGGGACUCAGCCUCAAAACAUUUAUUCCCAAGAUCCGCUCUCCUACUCAACGGAAACAACCAAAGAGAAAACCCACAACAGCUACUCGCUGCAACAAAGUCUUGAGCAGCUGGAUGAGCUGUUAGCCGACCUUGUCAUUGACCACAAGCCUCCAGCCAGUCGAAGGCCUAGCGAAGACCUUCUGGACCAACUCAAGAAACUUAUCAAUGAAGAUGACACGGGGUCUUUAUCAAAGAAGGAGUCCAGGGAAGACCACAGUCCUCUCAAUAAACAGCCCAUCCCCACUAGAAUGAUCCCAAACAAUCUGAAAGACCAGGAAGCUGACUGUGAUGGACUGCAAAAAAGCACAGAAGAGUGUUCCCCUGACCAGAGCACGGAUGAGGAUGACACCAUGAUGUGCUCCAACAGGAAGUGCCGGCGGACGGAAACAUUGUUCAAUGCCUGCCUCUACUUCAAAUCGUGCCAUAGCUGCUACACUUACUAUUGCUCCCGGAACUGCCGCCGGGAAGACUGGGACGUGCACAAGGAGAACUGCCUCUAUGGGCGCAUUGGGAGCAUUUGCCGGCAUAUCCUCAAGUUCUGUCGCGAGAGUUCUGAGAUCCAUAAAGCCUUCUCUCGUAUCGCCAAAGUGGGCUAUCUAUCUCGUGGCAGAGGUGUGCUCUUCCUGGGCUUCCCCAGCCCAGGAUCUUCCAACAACUUCCUGCUGUAUGGCCUUGAGAGCCUCCUCAUGGCCCCCACUUACCUGUCCCUCCGAGAGUUGGAGGGUUUCAAGGACAACCUGGGGGAGUACUGCAAGGAGCUGCAGGAGGCCGGCAAGGAGUACGACCCCAGUGAAUGUUUCCUCCUGAAUGUAUCUGUUGCCGUUGGUGACCAAGUGCCUGACAGACCCUCGCCCAGAGUCCAAGGUCCAACUGUCAGGAAGUACGCCAAGGUGGCCCUGGCUUCCUCCAGCCCAGAGAAGAGGGUCUUCAAGAGGGAGAGUGAAAUGGAGACACUGAUCCUGACUCCACCUCCAGGGACCUCUGACAUUGACAAAGAAGGGGAGGAAGGCAGGAAAGCUAGGGAGAUAUGUUUCAUCAACAUCCAGCGUGAGCUCCGCACCAGAGGGGUCUUCCUACGACACGAGUAUCCAAAAAUCUACCAGCAGCUCUGCGAAUUCGUGGAGAACAACAAGAGGUUCACACCCACCACCAUUUACCCAAUAGAUAAGAGGAGUGGAAAACAGUUCAUGUGCAUGAUUAUGGCUGCUUCUGAGCCACGAACCCUGGACUGGGUCGCAACACCUCAUCUUCUAGACGAUAUUAUAUAACGAGAUGCACCUUUAAUAUAUACACAUACAGUAUAUACUGUGUGUGUGUGUAUAUAUUAUAUACACACACAUAUAUACACAUAUGUGUAUAUGAUGUCAGGGUGUAGACACACAUAGUUGCACAUCAAACCUUAAAUGUUUCUAGAUGUGUAUUUUAUUACAGAUGAGGUUUAUUGACUGUAAAGGUCACUGUGUUGCACAGAACAGUGACUUUAUUACUGUUCAGCUACAGAACACAAUUUACAGUAGGGCAUUUAGAUCAUUUAUAUUGAUGUUAAUAGAAUUACCCCUUUGAUUUUGAGUAAACUAGUUCUUUUUUUUAUCAUAUCAUCUUCUCUUAGUUUCCUUGCGUAUACAAUGUACAUGUUUUGGCUUUCUGUUACAGUUAAAUAAUUUUUUACAUUAUGCUCCAUUUGAAAACAGCCUUGACCUACUCAUCCUGUGAUGUUUAGACAUUUAAAAUAUCACAAAGAAAUUUCUGAGGAAGGGACCGAUAUUACUAUAUGGCACAAAAAACUGUCUCUAUUGAAAAAAUGAAAUGUGUAAGAUCAGUUUUUAUUCGGGAAAAAGAACCAUAUGCUUUUUUAAUGCAUGCACGGUACCAAAAGUCAAAUGAAGUAAUUUGAAGGGAAGUCCAUUGAAGGUACUAAAUGUCUG